This is a messenger RNA of Tribolium madens (black flour beetle), 1559 nucleotides long. It is a transcript of the gene Fen1, whose product is annotated as flap endonuclease 1. Gene Ontology annotation, cellular component: nucleus. The record is from RefSeq and is a predicted model, not a curated record. Lineage: Eukaryota; Metazoa; Arthropoda; Insecta; Coleoptera; Tenebrionidae. The transcript is spliced from 3 exons. Gene Ontology annotation, molecular function: 5'-3' exonuclease activity; 5'-flap endonuclease activity; manganese ion binding. The coding region runs from base 246 to 1391 and encodes 381 amino acids.
CCCCAGUGAAAGUCAUCGAGGAACUGUGCCUAAUGUCGCUACGUAAAUAUAACCUGAAAAAGCGAAUAAUUGUAACCAAAAAAAACCUUCCUCACGAGUGUCACUGUAAAUCAUCGUUGUACACGUAUGAGACAGACACCAAACUUGCUCUAACCGGUCCGAAAUCAUAUCGAAAACUUUUGCUUGUCAAAAUUCAAAUUUGAGGUUAUAUCAGUUUGCGCGGGAAGUGGGAAACGGGUAACACGAUGGGUAUUCUCGGCUUAUCAAAACUCCUGGCCGACGUGGCCCCCCACGCUAUCCGAGAGGGCGAAAUCAAGCACUAUUUCGGCCGAAAAGUCGCAAUUGAUGCUUCGAUGUGUCUUUACCAAUUUUUGAUCGCUGUCCGCAACGAAUCCGGUCAGUUGACAUCAGUCGACGGUGAGACCACUUCCCACCUCCUUGGUACGUUCUAUCGCACAAUCCGACUCAUCGAAAACGGCAUAAAGCCAGUCUAUGUCUUCGACGGUAAGCCCCCCGAGUUGAAAUCGGCCGAGCUCACAAAACGGCAAGAGCGUCGCGACGAGGCCCAGAAAGCCCUCGACAAGGCCACUGAACUCGGGGAUGUCACCGAAGUGGACAAAUUCAACCGGCGAUUGGUCAAAGUGACCCGCCACCACGCCGAUGAAGCCAAACAACUACUCACUUUGAUGGGCGUUCCGUAUAUCGAAGCCCCCUGCGAAGCCGAAGCCCAAUGCGCGGCUAUGGUCAAAGGAGGGCUGGUUUACGCCACCGCAACGGAGGAUAUGGACGCGUUGACGUUCGGCUCGAAUGUCUUAUUGAGACACUUGACGUUUAGCGAGGCGAGGAAAAUGCCCGUGCAAGAAAUUCACUUGAAUAAGGUCCUAGAGGGGCUCGACUUGGACCAGAAGGCGUUUGUGGAUCUGUGCAUUUUGCUAGGGUGCGACUACACAGAGAGCAUCAGGGGAAUUGGCCCCAAAAGAGCCAUCGAAUUGAUCAAAAAACACAAAAGUAUUGAGGAAAUUUUGAAGAAUAUUGAUGUGAAGAAGUACCCCCCGCCGGAAAAUUGGAAUUUUGAGGGGGCGAGGCUGCUGUUUGAGGAACCAGAAGUUUUGGAAGCUGACAAAAUUGAGUUGAAGUGGGCCGACCCCGACGAGGAAGGCAUGGUGAAAUUCCUCUGCGGCGACAAGCAAUUCAAUGAAGAACGUGUCCGAAACGGCGUUAAGAAAUUACUAAAAUCACGUUCGAGCAGUACUCAGGGCCGGCUAGAUGGAUUUUUCACCGUUUUGUCAACAACACCAGCGAAACGUAAAGCCGACAACAAGAAAGAAACACCCAAUAAGAAAAAGAAGACUGGUGCAGGUGCCGGUAGAGGGCGUGCUAAGCCCAAGUAAUCUCAAAUAAUUUAACAAAACUCGAAUCACAGAUCUGCUCUAAUCCAUUUUAUUUACUAGUUCUUGUAAGAGUGUGUUAUUGCAUGCGAAAGUUCUCUUUUUUACAUAAUUUUUUGUCCUAAUCUGAAAGGAAAAUCAAUAUUAUUAUUAAUACAUUGUUUUGAUCAA